GUAGUUCAUAUCUGAUUCAUUAUUUUGGGAAAUAUAACUAGUUAAAUUAUUCUUCUCUCUACUUGUUAGUAAUGAAUGAAGACAAAUUACUAAGAAACAAAUUGAUUCUUGGUGUAACUGGCAGUGUUGCUGCAAUCAAAAUACCAUGUUUAAUAGAAAAACUUCUAGAAAUAGGAUUUGAAGUUCGUCUAGUUGUUACAGACAAUUCACUUAACUUUUUUUCAGUAGACACUGUAAGUGUCCCAGUGUACAAAGACAUAGACGAAUGGACAAGUUGGAAAAAACGUGGUGAUCCUGUGUUACAUAUUGAGCUUAGAAAUUGGGCAGAUAUACUACUAGUGGCUCCAUUGAGUGCUAAUACAAUGGCAAAGAUGGCAUAUGGACUAGCUGAUAAUCUACUUACAACACUUGUACGUGCAUGGUGGUUUCCCAGUGAACAAAAUAUUGUCAAUAAACCAGUAUAUUUUGCUCCUGCUAUGAAUACUUUAAUGUGGCAACAUCCUUUUACUCAUGAACAAAUUGAACGUCUAGUUGAUAGACUUCAUUGGAAAUGUAUAAAUCCUGUCCAUAAGACAUUGAUUUGUGGAGAGACUGGUAUUGGAGCGAUGGCAGAAGUCAGUGAUAUUGUUAAUUAUUUAAAACAAGAACUAAAUAAAAGCUUGUUAUAA
Molecule: messenger RNA, 668 nt
Organism: Schistosoma rodhaini
Lineage: Eukaryota; Metazoa; Platyhelminthes; Trematoda; Strigeidida; Schistosomatidae
Source: the annotation of a GenBank genome assembly